AUGCCGGAGACAAUCAGAAGAGAAGACAAUGCUAGGGCAUACCCCGUAAGCGAUGCGCAGCGGCACUACUGUCUUGACGCUGUGAAUAGAAUGCAAGCGAGACAGAAGAACUUGAGAGUUGCGACCCUAAACAUCGGGACGCUGACUGGAAAGAGCAGAGAAAUAGCAGACAUGAUGAAGAGGAGGAGGAUCGACAUACUAUGCUUACAAGAGACAAGAUGGACUGGUGAGAAAUCAGCAGGGAAGGCAAGAAACAUCGGAGAGAGCUACAAGCUGUACUACAGCGGAGGAGGAAAGCCAAAGAAUGGAGUGGCUAUAUGCCUGAGUGAGGAAUGGCAAGAUAAAGUGAUAGAGACCCAGAGAAAGUCCGAUAGAAUCAUAACUAUGAAACUGGUAACACCUGACAAGACGUUCAACAUCGUGACUGCCUAUGCACCUCAGCAAGGCUGUGAAGAAGGCGAGAAGCAGAGAUUUUGGAACCAACUUGAAGAAGUGACCACCAAUGUGAAGGAAACAGAACAGCUGAUUGUGGCAGGAGAUCUCAAUGGGCACAUCGGAAGAGAGAGAGUAGAGGGAUUUGAGAGAUGGCAUGGAGGAAAGUCAAUCGGAAGAAGAAAUGAAGAAGGAGAUAAGAUCUUAGACUAUGCAAGGAGCAAGGACCUCGCAGUGGUAAACACAUUCUUCACACAGAGGGAUGGAAACACCUACACGUACAAAAGUGGCCUUAGCCAGACCAUGAUAGAUUUCAUCAUGAUAAGGAGAGAUGACCUAGGCGAUGUUAAAAAUUGUAAGGUUAUCCCUGGUGAGGAAAUUGCACGGCAGCAUAGACUCGUUGUGAUGGAUUGUUAG
Molecule: messenger RNA, 849 nt
Organism: Xenia sp. Carnegie-2017
Lineage: Eukaryota; Metazoa; Cnidaria; Anthozoa; Malacalcyonacea; Xeniidae
Product: craniofacial development protein 2-like
Exons: 1
Coding region: 1-849 (282 amino acids)
Biological process (GO): chromatin remodeling
Cellular component (GO): nucleus
Molecular function (GO): catalytic activity
Source: RefSeq, a predicted model, not a curated record